Molecule: messenger RNA, 652 nt
Organism: Lotus japonicus
Lineage: Eukaryota; Viridiplantae; Streptophyta; Magnoliopsida; Fabales; Fabaceae
Product: H/ACA ribonucleoprotein complex subunit 2-like protein
Exons: 4
Coding region: 77-550 (157 amino acids)
Biological process (GO): snRNA pseudouridine synthesis; rRNA pseudouridine synthesis
Cellular component (GO): nucleolus; box H/ACA snoRNP complex
Molecular function (GO): box H/ACA snoRNA binding
Source: RefSeq, a predicted model, not a curated record
UAUAAACCCUAGUUAGGGAGAGUGUGAAGUGCUGAAAUCCCCAAAUUUUCAUUCAUUCUCAGGAACUCAGAGAGAGAUGGGGAGCGACAGUGAAGGAGAAAAGUCGGUGCAGAAGGAGAAGGAGAGGAAGAAGCUGCUUGCGGUGGCUCCCAUUGCUAAACCCCUUGCUGGGAAGAAGCUUUGCAAGCGAACACUCAAGCUUGUUCGUAGAGCUGCUGAACACAAAUGCUUGAAAAGGGGAGUUAAGGAGGUGGUUAAAAGUAUAAGGAGAGGUCACAAAGGGUUGUGUGUUAUAGCUGGAAACAUAUCCCCGAUUGAUGUCAUCACUCAUGUUCCUGUCUUGUGUGAAGAAUCUGACGUUCCAUAUGUGUAUGUCACGUCUAAAGAAGACCUUGCCAGUGCAGGAGCAACAAAGAGGCCUACUUGCUGUGUUUUGGUGCUGACCAAGCCUGCAAAGGGAGAAAUGGAGAAAGGGGAACAAGAGAAACUAAAGUCAGAUUAUGAUCAAGUUGUGUCAGAUGUUACCGAGAUUACAGCUUCACUUUUUUGAAACAAGCACAAAUGUAUCUGUACUGUUGGCUCCAGUUGGAUUAACAAUCUAUUGAUGUAUGGAUUUUGAUAUAAUUCUAUGUGGCUCUACAUUUUGUUGCUA